AAACUGUUACACUUUGUCACUAAGAUAACGAAGAGAUUGGACAUGCAUCACCUGGAAAAAGUGUAUGGCGUCAUUAUUCAGUGCAUUUACAAUCAUCGAGAAGACUACGACAAAACCGAUUUGGUGGAGGAAAUUAAGAAAGAAAUCUCAGCCUUCUGGUCCGACACGUAGUACAAUUUAGUCAAUAGUGUCUCAUAUAGGUAUAUAAAAUUUCAUAUAUAGGUAUUUUAAGAUAUUUUAAACAAAUUUGUUUAUUUGACCUUUCUUCAAUAUACUUAAGUACUUUUAUUUGAUAUUUUUGUUCUAUAUCUGUAGCUCUCUAUUUAUUAUCCUAUACAUGCAUAUAUAUGUGUAUGUAUAUAGCAUGAUAAAUAGCAAGCUUGGCAGAAGGAAUGGAAUAUACAGAGUCUCCUGAAAUCACAGGACAUGACUUUCAUUUCCAUUACACAACACCUUAAUUUUCCAUCUUCUUUUUAUCGGAGCUACUGCUGACAGUGCCUGUGUAACACUGUAGAUUUGAACGUCUUUCGGAUACUGCCAAUACCUCUUUUUAAAAGAAAAUGACUGAAAACUGGAUAGACUUUUAACGGACUUUGUCAGCUCUUCAGAAUAUAUUUGUCUGAAGUAACCUGUGGUGCUCCGUAUUCCACUGGACGCUACAUAAAUGUCUUAAAAGAAACCUAUAUAUGAAAUGCAAAUCGUUCAGAAACCUCCUAUUGCAGUUUAGUGCAGGAGGUAUUUUUAUGUCCUAUAAAAACUUGUAAACCUCCUUGACCUUAGUGCAGGAGGUAUCUAUUUUUAUAAUUUACUGAUAGCACCUUAAAGGGCUUUCAUAGUAUUAACAUGCUAGAGAAAGUAUGUGGGAGAAACACUUUCCACAAACACAAGGUUUUUGCCUAUUAAAAGUAAACGACACAAACUGAAGCAAAGCAAGAUUUGCUUAUUGCAACUUUCUAGUGCAAAGCUAAGUCUUGCUUCUAACAAUGACAGUGUUGCUGAUACCAGAGAAUGCCAUUUUAAUACGAAAAACUAGUUACAAGAAAGCCUUAUAGUUGAAUAAAAUGUUUUCUACUGACCUGGAGAUAAUUAUAGAUAUUUAUUUUCAUAAAAAUGAAUAUAUUGCUGGUGAUAAAUAUAUUUAAAUAAACAGAAAGCAAUAUUCUGUUUGAAGGAUACCUCUUCAACCCAGCAGAGAAAAAUUUCUCUGAAUUUCACAGAUAUUUAAGUUAAGGCAGGAAAGGUUUAAUUUUUUUGAAAAUAAGAUUCUGUAUCAGCUGUGCUAAAAUACACAGCAGGAUAUGUUGCUGUUGUGUUGUCACAUCUCGUACACAACACCUAGUGAAGGUGAAUACCUAACUGUGCAAUCUCUAUGUCUGUUUUUCUUAAGAAAAAAGAAACACACGUGUAGCUUUUUAGCAUCUGUCCCAAUAUCAGUGUAGUAUUAAGAAUUUUUUCUUUCAUGUGUAUUGUUUGGCUAUGUAAUAAUAAAAAGUGAGCCACCAUC
This is a messenger RNA of Anas platyrhynchos (mallard), 1504 nucleotides long. Lineage: Eukaryota; Metazoa; Chordata; Aves; Anseriformes; Anatidae. The record is from RefSeq and is a predicted model, not a curated record.